Fusarium mangiferae is the source of this 1491-nucleotide messenger RNA. RefSeq lists its product as uncharacterized. The record is from RefSeq and is a predicted model, not a curated record. The coding region runs from base 1 to 1491 and encodes 496 amino acids. The transcript has 2 exons. Lineage: Eukaryota; Fungi; Ascomycota; Sordariomycetes; Hypocreales; Nectriaceae.
AUGACGCCGAACAAGUUGUCCGACCCAUACGCCCAUACUCCUCCUCUUCCUCUCCUGAUAGAGAACCCAGGCAAGGAGGUACCUCUCAAUAGACGUCAGGAAGAGAAACAAGACACCUACCCCAGCUCACCAUUUGGGAACAAUCUCAAGGCAUUCUCGCCACACAGUCCGCGAGCUCUCAAAGAUUACCUCUGCAGCCCGAACCAGGGAGAAGUAUCUUCAGUUGAUCUUCACACCCCCCCUACCGACUCUCAAAGAGAUAAACUCGGUUCUGGAGAUGUGCGUGAAGCCAGGCACAAACGGAGCAUCGACACCCAACUCAAUCGACCUCGAGAGUAUCACAAGCCUAAGACUAGCCACCGAUCUCAGUUCACCAUUCCAGAGCGAAAGCCCGGAUUCAAACUGCUAGAGAACUGGCAUUCCGAAUCCAACUAUCCUUGCAACAAAGAUCAUGCCGAACAUAGUGAUUCCACCUUUAAGCCUAGAGUCCUCGCUAAGCAGAUCGACCCCGAGAUACCUCUAUCCUUACACAACUGGCAUAGCGAAAUCAACUUUCUCGAACCACUCGCUCUUGAAGCAGAUAUUCGCCAGGAGUAUGCUGUUCAUGCUACCUACAAGAAGCACCAUCACGAUGCUAGUGUCAAAAAGAUCAAUGAUAAGCGACAGGCCACUGCAGAACAGGAGGCCAUCAAGAUGCUCGACUGGAACACUCCAAUCGAAUUCCAUGAUGUGCCCCGCCACGUACAACAAGCAAUAUACGACGACAAAGUUGAAGUUUCCGCUUUGACCAGAAAGAUCGCCAUCCGCGAUGGACACGUCGAAGGCAUGAUUGCUGGAGAGUUCACUUUCCACCCAGAUACCUCUCACUUACCACUUACUGAGGACCAGACGGCGGUUCUCCGUCAAGCUGAGAGUUUCCAGGGGCUGUUCUCGCUGGAAGAGGUCAAUGAAGAUGAAUAUAAUAUUCUUCAGAAGACCUCAAAGAAGGUUAAGCACCCAAUCAAGUCCUCUUCCAAGUAUGAUCUGUGGCUCAAAGAGCAGUCAUCCAAUACCUGCCCAGCGGCUAAGUGGCUUGAUGACGAGGCGGCCUUUUCGAAGAAAAGGGCAUGCAACAAAGCCUUUUCCAAGCAGGUCAAACAUCACUUCCCAACUUUCAACUCACCUCAUCUGAAACAACUUCCCAAGGCCAUCGACACCAGCAGACUUGACGCCACAAUAUGUACGAAACUCGUGUCAAGGUUGAUGUCCCAAGAUGGUUCCCAACCUUCACCAGCUAUGGAGUUGUCCCCAUCAACCGCCGCAACAGCAUCGAGAAGCAGUACAAGGAAUUCCUCACCCAUAUCUGGAGACUCGAGAACCAGAUGCGCAGCAAGAAAAACAACAACAAGUGGGAUAAGAAAUGGCACGAACCCAGCUCUCGCUGGUCCGAACCUUUCCAGAAGGCGAGCGGUGGCUAGUGGAAAUGCCGUAUCGACCCUGGCAAGCCGGUAG